Messenger RNA from Leishmania major strain Friedlin, 5943 nucleotides. RefSeq lists its product as hypothetical. The record is from RefSeq and is a predicted model, not a curated record. Bases 1 to 5943 code for a protein of 1980 amino acids. Gene Ontology annotation, cellular component: U2 snRNP; nucleus. Gene Ontology annotation, molecular function: protein binding; U2 snRNA binding. The transcript has a single exon. Gene Ontology annotation, biological process: mRNA splicing, via spliceosome. NCBI's taxonomy places the organism in Eukaryota, Euglenozoa, Kinetoplastea, Trypanosomatida, Trypanosomatidae.
AUGAACCACAACAGCGUGGCGGAGGGAGAAGAUGGCGGCACCGGUGCAGACGCCGCCGCCGUCGUGCCCGUGAACGAGACGCUGCUGUACCACCAGACCUUGAUCCCCACACAGAAUGUCACCCACGCCAUCGAGGGCUCCUUCACGCUGCCGGACGCGAACGACCUCGUUCUGAUCCGUCACAACGUACUCGAGCUGUGGCGACUUUACGCAGAGAACGCCAACGGCGGCGUAGAGUGUGUUUGCCGCACCCCGUUGAUGUCGGCUGUGUACGCUGCGGUGGCGGUGCCGACAAGCGCCUCGUCGAUGGCGAAGGCCGGUGGCACGGGCAGUGCCGCGUCGCCGGGCGGAAGUGUUGCCCCUGUACUCGACGACGCGACGACCACAGCGCACCGCAGUGGGGUACACUACCUCGCCGUCACGAGUGAGACGGGCUACGUGACACUGCUGCGGUACCAGCUGGACGAGCCGCCGGUGCCGACGCGGCUGUCCUACGGCGACGACAGCGACGAGGGCAACGAAGGUGUUGGUGGGAACAGUGGCGCUAGCGGCGGUGCCACGAUGCUCGUGACCACGUCCUUGAAGGGCCGCUUCAUCAAGGUCAGCGAGGUGUGCCUGGGCCGGAGCGGGGCGCGGCUGACCGUCCCUGGUGCCCGCAUGGUGGUCGACCCCGCCGGCACGGCGCUCUUGAUCACCGCGCUCAUGCGUACCAAAACGUUGGUGCCCAUCACCGCGAAUGAGACCUGGGAUCCGGUCAAGAGCGUCAACGUCGGACAAGACGACGACGACGACGCAGAGAGCGACGCUGACGGCGAUGACGAGGACGAAGACGGUGACGACGACGAUGCUGGCGAGCACCAGCGCCGCGGCCCGGUGACAGGUCGAGAGCUUCGUGCAGCCCGGCGCCGUCGGGCGGCCAAAGUGCGACGGGCCAACGGCGCCAUCAACCUCAGCACGCCAAUCGAGAUGCAGCGCCAGACCGUCCUGUACUCCGCCUGCGCCCUUGAUGGCUACCUCGACCAUGCUGUGUUCGCCGUGCUCGAGGAGGAGAUCGUCGAAGCACGCGACGCCGCCGCCGCGGCGUCCGCCAGUAACCCCGCGAACGCCGCGGCAGCCGCAGCCGAGGCGAGCGGUGGCACCUUCCUCAAGAGCAGCGGAGGCCCGAACGCGGUGGUUCAGCGCCACAAGCACUUCGUGCUCUACGCCUACGUGCCGAGCCUGAAGCAGGUGCAGCGGACGCAGCUUGUGCACGUUCCAGUGACGGCGCACCGUCUCAUCGCUGUCCCGGCCGCACCGUACGGCCCAGGCGGCGUUCUUGUCUGCACAGACACGGAGCUGAUCUGGUACGAUGUGUCCGCCACGCAACAGCAGCAGCAGCAGAACUCCGCUGCGGCGGCGAAUGGCCGCGUCGGCGUCUUCAAGUGCACCUACGCCUUCCCACGCCGCCUCGACUGCACGGAAAUCCUGUACGACCCCUCCAUCAUCCAGCACACGCUGACCUGCUUCGGCCGCCGCUUCUUCAUGCUGCUGCAAGACGAGCAGGGUGACGUGUACCGCGUCUUCUUGGAGGCCGGUGACGUGCAGCGCGCCUACGAGGCGCUUCGGACGCGCGAGCUGGCGCAGGCAAACCCAGAGCUGUUCCUGCAGCAGCAGCAGCAGCAGCAGCUAGCGGCGAACGGGGGUGUUGCGCCGGCUCCGGUGCUGCCGCCCGUUCCGAACCCGCUGUCGGUGCACUACUUCGACACGUUGCCGCCGUCGUCGGCCAUGGCACUCUUCCGGCGCGGCUUUCUGUUCAUUGGCAAUGAGGCAGGCCCGCUGCAUGGGCUGUACAAAAUCAAGAGCAACGGCUACACGGCGGAUCGCGAGUACAUCGUGAAGCGCGUGCGGCGGGAGCGGGCGCUGCCGAUGCUGUCGUCAAGCAAGGCGGAGAAGGCGGCGAAGGCAGAGGUGGAGGACGGCGCUGUGAAGAAGGAAGGCGACGGUGCCGAUCGCAAGCGUCAGCGCGCUGCGGAUGCCGCCGGGACUGCCGUCAAGCCAGAGCCGCAGGACCCGACGGCGCCGGCGACAAGCAGCGGCAGCGCCGCAUCGUCCACGCUGCCACGCAUCAAGACGGAGCAGACGGAUGGCGACGGAGACAACCUGGCGGCGGCUGCGGCUAGCGCUACCACCAUGCGGCCACCGGCCCCCUCCACAGCCACGGCGCCGGCUUUCAAAACUCCGAUGGAGGUGCGUGUCAUCAAGGUCUACCAGCCGCACCGCCGUCCUCAGCACGUCGUCCAGCUACAGAGCUUCCCGAACACGCCGGCCAUCACAAGCUUCACCUCCCACCUCACCGCCUCCACCUCCACCCCGGCGACGGCGUCGGACGGCGCUGACCACCCCACCGGCUUUGGUGGUGGGCCGGCGCCGGCGCCGGAGCAGUCGAGUGAGCAGCCGGAGAUCUACUUCAGCUACGUCGGCGGGCGUGGCGGGGAGAGCGUGCUCGUGCAGGCCCGCUACGGCUACGCCGCGAAGUUGGAAGGGCGGCAGAUGCUCCCAACCGUCUUCAGCUUCGUCAUCCCUCUGCCCUCUGCGCUGUCCAUGCAGUCCCUAGCGCACCAGCAGCAGGCUGCCAUCGAAGCAGCCGCGGCUGCAGCCGUCACGCGAAGGGCUGACGAAAAGACGCUCAGAGGCACUGGCGGUGCGGCGCGUCAGCACGCGCAGCGCUUGAAGGCGCUUCGCCAGCUCGCCGCGACCGUCAGCGGCGCUCGUGACCAGGUUUGCACCGACCGCGUGCUGCUGUGCACGCGCCAGGGCACGACGGUGUACCGCAUCGGUAGCACGGUCGAGCAGGACACCGGCUCGUCUUUCAUCACCGCAGAGCGGACGCUCGCCGCGACGACGCUGCAGUACGGCUGCGGCUACGUGCAGGUUACCCCGCGUGGAAUAAACGUGCUGAGCUGCGUCGACACCGCCGCGGGCGGUGGCGGUCGACUUGACGCAGCCGGCAGAAGAGUGCACGGCAGCGGCGAUGGCGCAGGGGCGUCAUCGGUCGUUCCAGCGAGCUGGACGCAUCCGCACGGCAGCACCGUCCUCGCUGCCGCGGUGACCCCGACGACGGUGCUGCUUUCGUUCCAUCAGCGCGGCGGCAUCGCCAGCUUCGACUUUGGCCUGGCAGGCACGGAGCUUCAGCAACGCGACGUCCUUCCCACCUUCCCGCUGGCCCCCGUUGUGGCCCUGCUGCAGCCACCGGCAAGCGCCGUAUCAGCAGCCCUCCAGCGCGAACUUCAGGCGCUCUUGUGGAACUCGAGUGCCGCGUCGCCAAGCUCGGCAGCGGCCGCUGCGGCCGCCUCGGCCGCCGCUGCGGCGGCUGCGGCUCAGACGGAGCAGCUCGCGGCCAUCGCGACCGUGAACCACGAGGUAUACCUCGUCCACCCCCGCAAGCUGCGCGAGCCUCUGGAGAAGAUCACUUGUCGUCGCAGCAGCAGCCCGGACGCCGGCUCAUCGUCGUCAGCCGAGGUGACGAUCACCUCUCUUCUCCUGACCUAUCUCGGCGACACGCGAGGCGGCAGUGACGCGGCGGCGGCGCUGAUCGGUGGCGCGGGCCCGCGCAGCGGCAGAGGCGGCAACCGUGUGCGUGGCGGCGUGGCCGCCGCCGCGGGGCGACGGCAGCUAUUCCUGUUCGUCGGCCAUAGUGACGGCAUGGUGACGCGGUGCGAGCUGAACCCGUCGUCUGCGAAGGUGACCGCGACGGCGGAGCUGUGGUGUGGCGCCCGCCCGUGCCAGCUCGUCGCAGGCGAUGGCGAAACCUAUUGCUACGUCGUCUCGGGCGAGCGGACGUGGCGGUGCGAGAUGCAGGAUAGGACGGUGAGGAUGGCGCCGUACAGCUUUCCAACGCGGCCGACGUCGUUUGCGCGGUUCGUGCUGCCGUCGCGGGUCAGCGCUGCCGCCGCGAACGGCAGCGACUCGGCGGCCCCAGGGGCGCAGGACAGCGCGAAUGAGGAGGACGAGAACGCCCUUGCCGCGGUCGAGUCCAUCACCCUCGUUCCGCGCGAGCAGCAGCAGGAGGUGGUCAUUGCCGUGCAGAACCGCGAGUUGGCUCUCUACGUGUCCAACAUCGGCGCCGGUGGUGGUGGCGCUGGUGGUGGCGGCGGCGGUGGCCCCGGCUCGGGCGGCGUGGAGUACAGCUUCCAGCACCAUCCGCUGCCGCUGGCGGGUCGCCGGCUCCUGCAGCACCCAACACGCCCAGCGUACCUCAUUCUCUGCGGUGUCGAGCACCGCAGCCAUGGCCGGCAGGAGGCAGAGCGGCACCGCGCCGAGGAUCGAGCCUUCCUCACGGCUCGCAUGGCGGACACCACGCAGGCCGAGGACCGCGGUGCACUCUACGUCGAGGGUGUAUACGGCGGCAUCCCCUACACGGCGCCGCAGCGCUCCCUUGGACGCCCCAACGCGUACCACAGUACGCUGCAGCUCUACCACCGGGAUGCCCAGCGGCUGCUGCCGCCCAUCCACUUUGAGCCCAACGAAGCGAUCACCUCCGUUGCCGUGGGAAGCUUCUUCAAGGAGUUUGGUCGCGAGCCGGUCGUCAUCGUCGGCACGGCAUCGUCGUACACGCACGGGGCGGGCUGUGGCACGGCCGCGUCGUGGCGGUAUGGCUUUCUGCGCACAUUCCGGUGCGCCAGCGGCAGCGUUGGCGGUGGUGGCGGCGGCGGCGCUGAUGUGUUGCUGAGGCUGGAGCUGCUACACAGCACGUACCUGCGGCCGGAUGAGACCGGCGGCAGCGGCAGGGAUCGUCGCUCCGGUGCCAACAGCAGUGCUGGUGCCGCUGGCGGCGGAGGCAACGGCGUGGGUGGGGACGCGAAGCCCGACUACCCCUCCGCGCUGUGCAUCUGCGAGCCGGUGGGCAUUCUGCUUGUCGGCAUGGGCGCCGCACAGGGGCUGCGCAUCUACUCGUGGGGCAAGGAGCACCUCCUGCGCCGCCGCCACCUCACCAACACGCCUGGUCAGCGCAUCACCGCCAUCGACUACGUUUUCGCGUCGCCGCCGGGCAGCAGGAACCUGAACGCGCGCAAUGUGUCCUUCUUUGCUGCUGACCUCUACCAGUGCCCGUACGGGGACGCCGAGGGCAUGCGGAUGGCGCGGGAGAAGCAGCUGCUUAUCAUCUGCGGCACCGUGAACGCCUCCGUGUUCAUUGCCGCGCUACAGCCUGGGCACCUCGCCCCCGCGGCUGCACAUGGUGCGGCGGGCGCGACGAUACCCGCCACGCCAUCGUUUCUGCUGCAGAUCAUGACCGACAGCGUACCGCGGCACAUCACGAGUGUUGUUGCGGUGGACGAGCGCACCAUCGCCGCGUCGGACCGCUUCGGGACGGUCGUGUUCUUGCGCAUCCCGGAGACCACGCGCACACAAUUCGCGCAGCCCGUUCAUCAGCUGCAGGACGCGGAGCUCAUCGCCGAGGAGGCCUACCUGCGCACCAAGCAGACGUUCCGCGAGGUGGCGCGGCACCACGUCGGUGAGCUCGUGACAGCGCUGCAUGUGCAGCCGUACGACCCCUCGCAAGGCACCGACGCGGCUCUUGCGACGAAGAUUGUGUACUACAGCACCGCACUCGGCAGCAUCGGCGCGUACGUGCCACUGCUCUCGGAAGAGGACGGCGCUCUGGCAGCCUACCUACAGCCGCUCCUGCACUCGCACAUGCGCCCGCUGCUCGGCCCGCCCCCUGCAUUGCCGCCGGCGUCGUACCUGUCGCACCAUGUGGUGGACGGCGAUGUUGCGCAGUUGCUGCGCGGCGGCGCCACGACGCCGUUCUCUGCAGCCGCGAAGGACGACAUUGCCGAGGAGCUGGAGCGGCAAGUCAAGAGGGAAGCGGCACGUCGUAACAUCUUGGGGCUGCCGAAGCGCACUCUGCCGUCUCUAACGGAGCUCAUUGCAAAGCAGCGCGCGCUACUCACCCUACCGCUGUAG